Chaetomium fimeti is the source of this 855-nucleotide messenger RNA. Its product is annotated as protein-tyrosine phosphatase-like protein. Gene Ontology annotation, biological process: dephosphorylation. Bases 1 to 855 code for a protein of 284 amino acids. The record is from RefSeq and is a predicted model, not a curated record. Lineage: Eukaryota; Fungi; Ascomycota; Sordariomycetes; Sordariales; Chaetomiaceae. The transcript has 2 exons. Gene Ontology annotation, molecular function: phosphoprotein phosphatase activity.
AUGUCCACCACCCCCACCCUCCCCCACCACCUCCUCACCCUCGCCCAAACAGACGCCUUCACCCCCCUCCCCCCGGCCUCCCUAGCCGGCAUCUACACCACCCCCCCUUUCGUCCCCAUCCCCGACACCUUCAACACCCGCGACCUCGGCCUGCUCCCCGGCUCGCCCAUCCGCCCCGGGUUAAUCUACCGCACGGGCGGUUUCCUCGCCGGCAUCUCCCCCGCGGGCGCCGCCGCGCUCGCGGGGCCGCCCCUGCGCAUCAGGAAGGUCUUUGACCUGCGCUCGGCGGCCGAGCACGAGCGGAGGCCGGAUCCGGCGGUGGAAGGGGUGGAGAUGGUUUGGUUGGCGCCGGGGGAGGGGGGGGUUGUGGAUAUGGAGUUGUAUGAGGAGGGGGAGGGGGAGAGGGGGAUUGCGAGGGCGUAUGUGGAUGUGUUGAGGCUGUAUGAGGCGGGGAUUAGGGGGGUGUUGGAGCAGGUGAGGGAUGGGAGGGGGGAGGAGGCGGUGUUGUUUCAUUGUAAUGCUGGGCGUGACCGGACCGGUGUCGUGGCGGGGCUGUUGCUGACGCUCGCGGGCGCGAGCGAGGAGCUGAUCGCCUUCGACUACAUCCUGUCGCGUGUCGGGAUCGAGCCGGCGCGCGAGAAGCUGCUGGCGUCUCUCGGCAAGGGGCAGAUGAACGUCGACAUGGCCGCGCCUGGCUUCCGGAACUUGGCUAACCUCAAGGCUAGCUGCUGGAAGGCCUUUGCCAAGGCUGUCGAUGCCGAGUACGGCGGGUUUGAGGGCUAUGUCACGGGCACGCUGGGGUUCUCAGAGGAGGAGGUCGCUAAGAUCAGGAGCAACCUCAUGGUGCAGAACUGA